Molecule: messenger RNA, 1368 nt
Organism: Ornithodoros turicata
Lineage: Eukaryota; Metazoa; Arthropoda; Arachnida; Ixodida; Argasidae
Exons: 2
Coding region: 378-1265 (295 amino acids)
Molecular function (GO): nucleic acid binding; zinc ion binding
Source: RefSeq, a predicted model, not a curated record
UGUUUGAAUUUCUGUUGUGCUGCUUGUUCCUUCGCGCACGGAACGGACGGGCUGACGCCCCGAGGUUGUGGGAACUUAGGUUUCCACAACUGGCGCCCAACGUUUGGGGUUCGAGCUCGUUCGUCCCGUGGCGGGGAACACGCGGCACGGUUAGUAGUACAUAGUAGUUGUUUUAGUUUGUAGUUUAUUGCUGUUAGUUUUUGUGUGUGCGUUUUUCGUGUGCUUCUUUGAGUUUUUCAGCUCCCACCCGGUGGACGAGCCCUCGGAGCUGAUGGCUGACAAGGCGAAGGUGCCCGCGCCGCAGUCAGACGCCAUCACAACAGCAGAACUCCUGUCACGCAUGACGGAGUUGUGCUCGUUGGUGGUUCAACGCCUGGAUGCCGGGUUACACCGAUAAGAAGUCUGUUGCCGAUUUCCUGGAUGACCUCACCGCCUAUCAGACGGGUAUGGGAAUUUCGGAUGAAGUCCUAAUCCAACGCAUCCUGCAGGUUGCUUUGGUCGGAGACGCCGCCCGCUGGCUUCGGUUGCAAUCGGAGUUUACGUCCUUGCAGGACUUCCAGGAGCGGUUCAAAAACGAAUUCCUUCCCCCGGAUUACGAAUACCGUGUCCUAGAGGAAUUACAUAAGCGUACUCAACAUCCUGAGGAAAGCUUAUCUGAAUUCGUUCGGGCAUUGCAGGAUCUGUACAGCAGAGCGGAUCCCACUGCUACGGAAGAGCAGCGUGUCGCACGGGCGAUCCGUCAGUGCCACCCGCGCUUCCGGCCCUACUUAAGAGCCCAUCGCUUUGAAACCCUUGAGGCGUUGGCCCAGGAGGCUCGUUCAAUACAAGGCGACCUCCUGGCAGAGCUUCAAUACCGGCCCCCUCCGCCCCCGGAGCUAGCGUUGGAACCGCGCUGCGCGUGGUCGGGAGGAGCCGCCUCGGUCGAACGCCUGUAUGCAACAGGUUUGGGUGACAACCCCCGUAAUUCAGACAAUGCGGAGUCAUCCCACCGAGCCCUAGAUCCGUUCCUCUAUGACCAGAGGACGAUCCCCGCAGGAACGAGCCUUGACAGACCCGUCCCGCCCCGAAGUCGCGGUCAACCUGGCCUUUCAGCUAGCGAAACCCCACGGCAGCGGGAGCGGCAUCAUCCUGCGCCCCCGCAGCCACGAGCGCCUACCGGCUGUUGGAAUUGCGGCAGCCCUGACCAUUUUCGUCGGGAAUGCCCGCGACAAAGACCGAACACCCGUAAUGUGCCAUCGGGAAACGGUCGCAGCCGGCGUCCAUGAAUGCUCGCUCAACGACGUCGGCAAGUUGCGAAGAAAGCGAGCAGACGGUUACUAUCCGUGGCCUUGAUCAGUCAAAAACUAGCUUUGCAAGCGGUAAGAUAAC